This is a messenger RNA of Oxyura jamaicensis (ruddy duck), 972 nucleotides long. Its product is annotated as tetraspanin-3-like. The record is from RefSeq and is a predicted model, not a curated record. Lineage: Eukaryota; Metazoa; Chordata; Aves; Anseriformes; Anatidae. Gene Ontology annotation, cellular component: membrane.
GGAGGCCUUUCAAAAAUGGUGGUGGUGAGGGCUGAGCUGCUAGGGCUAAGCACAAUGAAGAGAAUUAGGAUGGUGGUUUUGUCUCUGUGGGGCUAUGAGGAUUCCUGGCUCAGGAGUUUUGCUCGCUCUCUUCUGAUGGUCAUUGGUUUUCUCUUCUUGGGCUGUGCAGUAGCUCUGGCCUUCGGUGGAUUUUUUGUGAUCCUGUUGUGCAAGAACUACCAACACUUCUUUCAGGAGACUUUCUUGUCUCUCCCUGGCUGGCUGGCUGUUGUAGCUGCGCUUGUCCUGCUACCUACGGGUAUUUUGGCUGUUUCUAUUUCUACAAAGAGCUCCCGCUAUCAGCAAGGGGCUUUCAUGCACUUGCUGCUUAUCCUUCUUUGUCUUCAAGUGUCUUCAGCAGUUUUGGCACAACUCUAUUCUAUUCGGAUGGCAACUGAGCUGAAGAGCACGAUGGGUCACCUAUUCUAUGAGUAUAAUGGGACGCACUCCCAGGCUCCUGGCAGCAGGGCUGUGGAUGUGGUCCAGAAGAGACUGUGGUGCUGUGGAGUCCAAAACUACACAGACUGGCUAAAGACAGUGUCUGGUUCUUGGCAUCUUCUGGCUGAAAAAGCUCGUGUCCCUGGGAGCUGUUGUAAGGAGAAGUAUUCGGUUUGCAGGGGUGAAUUGCACCAUCUGGAGCAGCUUUUUCAAGAGGGCUGUUUAAGGAAGCUGGAGGACCGAUUGCAUUUUGCCAUGCUCUAUUUGUUUUGUUGCUGUACUGUGCUACUUGUCUUAGAGCUGUUGGCUGGUGCCAGCAACGGCAUCCUCAUGAGGCAUCAGCCUUUCCACAACCUCCGAAUUCUGGACUCAUCUACCUUCUGAUCGCAUUGUGGGCACUGGCAGCACUGCCUAACCUGCUGAAGGGUUUCUUGCUCCUGUUCCAUGUGGUAGUUGCAUUGAAAGAAAACUUUAAAAAUAGUUGCAAAUAAACCU